This is a messenger RNA of Carassius auratus (goldfish), 1121 nucleotides long. Its product is annotated as FUN14 domain-containing protein 1. The transcript has 5 exons. The record is from RefSeq and is a predicted model, not a curated record. Bases 5 to 565 code for a protein of 186 amino acids. Lineage: Eukaryota; Metazoa; Chordata; Actinopteri; Cypriniformes; Cyprinidae. Gene Ontology annotation, biological process: autophagy of mitochondrion. Gene Ontology annotation, cellular component: mitochondrial outer membrane.
UGGUAUGAUUCCGUGGACAGUUAUCGCACGUAAACUGCGUAGGAUUUUGCGUCAAGCUGCGGCGGUUUCGAACGCUGUGAACAGAGCCGAGCCUCAUAAAAUGGCGGAUCGCGGUGAAGAUGUAGAUGGAGAGAGCGAAGAUGAAUUUUAUGAGGUUGUUAACAUCACUGAUUAUGCCAGGAGGCAUGAAUGGUGGAGUCUUGUUUUUGGGAACAGUACUGGACCCAUUGCAGAAAAGUACUCUGUGGCUUCACAGAUCAUGAUGGGUGGAGUGACUGGAUGGUGUGCUGGUUAUCUUUUUCAGAGAGUUGGGAAAAUUGUGGCUACUGCUGUUGGAGGAGGAUUUCUUUUGCUACAAAUUGCCAACCACAGUGGCUAUGUGCAGGUUGACUGGAGGAAAGUGGAAAAGGAUGUCAAUAAAGCUAAAAAGCAUUUGAAGAAAAAGGCAAACAAAGCAGCCCCUGAGCUCAAUUCCUUUAUUGAAGACUCGACAGAAUUUGUGAAGAGGAAUAUUGUUAUCUCGGGGGGAUUUGUCGGAGGAUUUCUGCUGGGCCUGGCAUCCUAAAUCAAACCUGGAUCUACUGUAUUGCCACUGAUUGAAGUAGUUUGCACAUGAAUAUUCUCCCUUAUCUCUGUAUCGCAGCGAUACAACUCUGAAACUUGAUGUAUUGUCUGAACUGUUGUUCUAAAUAUAUUCCUCCAAAAUGUUGUUCUUAACUGUACAUAGCUUAAUCAUUCUGAUGAAGAGAGAUAUAUUGUGCCAAUAACUUUAUACAAAAAUUGGUGGUGUGGUUUUAUGUUAUAUUUUUAUAUUAUUUUGCUUACCCUUAAUCAUAAAGACAUCAACAUGAAGUCUGUUACAUAUACGACUCAAGUGUUUCUUAUUGUAUUUUGUUUUUGACAAUACAUUACUUGAGUUAGUUGUAAUCAUUUCCUUAAUAUUUACUUGUCCAGAGGCAUGUAUAGUGUUUUUUUUUUUUUUUGAGAGAGCUUUGUGAUGAAUUUGUUCUUAAUAUACAGCAUAACCCACCAAUAACAUGUUUGUGAAAAAAUACAAAUCCUGUCCUUCUGGUUAUUUACGCUCUAUUCAUGUAAUUCAAUAAAUGUUUUGUCUGUGUUGA